Gavia stellata (red-throated loon) is the source of this 2329-nucleotide messenger RNA. RefSeq names its product LON peptidase N-terminal domain and ring finger 1 (gene LONRF1). The record is from RefSeq and is a predicted model, not a curated record. Gene Ontology annotation, molecular function: protein binding. The coding region runs from base 1 to 2214 and encodes 737 amino acids. Lineage: Eukaryota; Metazoa; Chordata; Aves; Gaviiformes; Gaviidae. The transcript has 12 exons.
AUGGCGUUCUCUCCCGUGGCCGUGGGCUCGGAGGCGUCGCCGGAGCCGGGCGGCAGCGGGAGCCCGGGCGAAGAGGCGGAUGGAGAGCGGGAGCUGCUGCCGCGGCUGGGCGAGAGGCUGGUGCCCGGGAACCGCCUGAAGGAAGUGGUGGGCGCGUCCUUGGCGUCGCUGUGCCUCGGGCCCCUCGCCGGACCGCAGCGCCUCGGGACCCUCGUGGAUUGCCUGGUGCUGAACUACCGCCUGCGGCAGGGGCUGGGCUGGAGCCGGGACCGCGGGGCCGCGGCGGAGGGCGGGGGCGCGGCCGAGGGGCCGCUGCGCUGCUGCGGCUGCGGCAGGUUCCUGAGCGAGCCGGUCACCGUCCCGUGCGGGCACACCUACUGCCGCCGCUGUCUCCGGAGGGAGCUGCGGGCCCGCUGCCGCCGCUGCCGGGACUGGCUGUUGCCGGCGGGGGACACCAGCACGGCCGCUGCCCCGCUGCGGACCAGCGUCGUCCUCAACCAGCUGGCGGAGAAGUGGUUCCCGGACGAGUGCGAGAGGGCGAGGACCGGGAGGCAGCUGGAGGAGCUGCUGGCCCAGGGCCGCUUCCGAGAGGCUCUGGGCGCCGCCAGCCAGGCUCUGCGAGCAGAUUCCAGUGACUUGAUGCUAAGAAUUUACAGAGCUGAGUCAUAUGUUGGCCUCCAAAAAUAUAAAACAGCCAUAGAAGAUCUAAAUUUUGUUAUUUCUAAAAUGCCAAACUGGCCAGAGGUCUACUUCCGGAAAGGAAAAGUGCUGCAAGACUCUGGCUUUGUAGGUGAUGCCUUACAACUGUUUCUACAGUGCUUAGCCCUUGAUGAGGACUUUCUUCCAGCCAAGCUAGAAGUAGAAAGGAUACUGUGUGAUGUGCUGUCACCAGAGAAGUUAGGAGAGAGUCUGAAGGAAUCUGCGUGGAAUUCACCACAUAUUCGAAAUAAACCUUUUAUACUUGGUUCUGAGGUGACUGAGUCUUACUGCAACUUACAACUUUGUUCUGAGCAGAGUUUAGGAGGUUCAGAAGUACUGGAGCCUGUCAGUGGAAGCUUAAAUCGCGCACAGUCUGCCCAUGCUCUUAACUCCACAAAAGACCUUGCCAAGGAAGAUGGCUUAAAGAGAGUGUCUUCUGAACCCCUUCUUUCUGGCCAAGAAAAAGGUGCUUUGUUGAAAAGAAAGCUUUCCUUUUCAGAACAGGAUACAGUUGUAUGUGAAGAUGGAAGAAACAAACACAAAAAGCAAGGAGAAAGUACAAAAAGGGACAUGACACUGGCUUUUGGAACAAUUCCAGGGGAUUUGAUUGAUGUAUCAGAUUUUGAGUGCUCUUUAUGUAUGAGGCUAUUCUUUCAGCCAGUGACAACCCCUUGUGGACAUACUUUUUGCAAAGGUUGCUUGGAACGGUGUUUAGACCAUGCUCCUCAGUGUCCACUCUGUAAGGAGAGUUUGAAAGAGUACCUUGCAAGCAGAAAAUAUAGCAUCACAGAACUGCUGGAGGAAUUAAUAAUGAAAUAUUUGUCUGAUGAAUUAUAUGAGAGAAAAAGAAUUCAUGCUGAAGAAACCGCUGAACACUCAAACUUGACCAAGAAUGUUCCAAUGUUUGUUUGCACUAUGGCAUAUCCUACUGUGCCUUGCCCUCUACAUGUGUUUGAGCCAAGAUACCGACUAAUGAUUCGCAGAAGUAUGGAAACUGGGACUAAACAGUUUGGGAUGUGUAUAAGUGAUUCUCAAAAUGGUUUUGCAGACUAUGGAUGCAUGCUGCAAAUUAGGAAUGUUCAUUUUCUACCUGAUGGACGGUCUGUUGUUGAUACAGUUGGUGGAAAGAGAUUUAGAGUUUUACGGAGAGGGAUGAAAGAUGGUUAUUGCACUGCAGACAUCGAAUAUUUGGAAGAUGUUAAGGUUGCUGAUGAAGAAGAACUAAAGAAACUGAGAGAACUUCACAAUUUUGUUUACAAUCAGGCCUGCAGUUGGUUCCAAAACUUAAGAAACAAAUUUCGCACUCAAAUUCUUCAGCACUUUGGGCCAAUGCCUGACAGGGAGGAAAAUAUACAGGCAAUGCCCAAUGGUCCUGCUUGGUGUUGGUGGCUUCUAGCUGUUCUCCCAGUAGACCCCAGAUAUCAGCUGUCAGUUCUCUCCAUGAUGUCUUUAAAAGACCGUCUGAUAAAAAUCCAACAUAUACUCACAUAUUUUUCUAGAGACCAGUCCAAGUGACUAACCGCCUGGGUCUUCCUGAAAAGUUACUCUGUUCUGGUUGUGGUAGCAGCUGGAAUUUUUGCUGCCUUUGCACAUCUAGUGCUGGUUUGAGAAGUGUAAUGGAACUGCUUUU